CUUCUCUCCACCCCCACUUCAAACAUCUCUUCUCCUCCAUGCGUUCAUCCAGUCUUCUGUCUCUCUGUGGCGCGCGCUUGCUCCACAUCGCCGCCCUGGCCCUUUAAAAGAGAGAGGAAAAAAAGAAAAAGCAAGUAAAGUUUCCCAGCGAACCAUUUUUCUCCCGGUUGCCAUAGCGAUGAGCGAGCACUUGGAGAGGUGCGGCGGUAUUGGGAUGCAGUGACAGCACUUCGCUAGCAUGUGAAUUCACACGCACCGCGAGUGAUGGAGGUUCUCCGCGCGAUGAGGUGAGACGCGCACGCCCACGCGCGCUCACAGCCCUGCCACAGCGCAACCACUCUACAUGGGCGUGCUAAAGGGGACACAAAUUAAAGGAGCACAGCUUCGGAGUGUGAGUAGAAGGGCGAAAAUAGGGGGUUGGGAGAGGGCGUGUGUGUGUGUGUGUAUGUGUGUCUCCGUGUAGGCGUGUAAGUGUGUGUUUGUGAGAACGCACGGUACUUGUGGUAACUUGAAUAUUUUAGGUCAGUCUGUGUAAAACGCCAGUUGCCUUUUUUGAGUGUUCAUAUUUCAUUGUGACUGUCCCCACAGGCAACGCUUAACCUUUAAGGCUUAUUAUUCAGUUAUUACUAUUAAGACAUAAUAUUCAUGUCAUGUCAGUAACUACCAUGAAACUAUUUGUACGCUGUGUAAUUAUGAGAGUGAUGAAUUAAACUCACGGUAAAGAAUUAAACAGGUUGCAUAUAUUAUAACUGGAUGUUUAUGUAAGACAAUCUCUGAUGAAACCCAUCAUGCUAAUCAUGCAAAGUAAAGUAACAGUUUUGGCCUGAAAAGGUUGCAUUACGUGGAGGUUUUUGUUACUUUCCAAUAGGCCUUGAUAGUCACCGUUGAAAUGAAGGCAGAAGGAUUGCAAUUAGCUUCAUGGCUUGUGAGUACUCUCAGAGUCCAAAAGCACCUUUUUUAACUGGUGAAAGCAUCUGUGCUGGCAGGUGCAGUCUCCCGCUUUAGAGAGGAGAGAGCUCUUUGCCUACUUACCUUUUCCCCUCCUCUGGAGGCUUUCACAGACUUCAAGGCAGUUCUUAUGUAACAGAGUGAGUGUGGCGGCAGUUGUGACUUCCUCUAAGUCUGAUAGCAUUUUUGGAGUUAGCUUGGUAACACUUCAUAAGUAAACGUGUAAGGACGCUGAAUGUUUACCUGCAAUACGUGCAAGUUGACAGUGAGAGAAUAUGCAUACUUAUAGGUGGACUUUUGCAUCAUUUGGCAGUAGAAGCUGACAGCUAAGUGUGCUGUUGUACAUAUACUCUAUCUGGGAGUUUUCAUGAAUGUGCCGGAGUACUCAUGUGCUGCCCCUUCAGCCAGAAGAGAUAUUUUUAAUCCUGUCACUCUGUAUGCAUUUAGGAUUGAUCAGGGGUGUAUGUGGGUGGGUGGCAGCCACUUUUAUUUCUGUCUUGCUGUCAGUGCGUGUGUGUGUAUAUGUGUGUGUGUGAGCUGUGUGUGUGUGUGUGGUGGUGGAGGAAAAGGCUAAGCUAUCAGCAGAGCACAGGCUUUCCUUCACUUCCUGUCAAAACAUCCCGAGGAGCCUCAGCUCAAUCCAGCAGGGAAGAGGGGCAGGAAGUGGGGCUGAGAUCACAGGAAGUGGAUUCCAUGGUCAGAAGGGCUGAGGUUGAAAACAGGCCCAGUGGAGGUUUCUGGAGACUGCAGAAGCCCAAGAUUCUACAACAGCAAACUGAUCUGACUGAGAGGUUGUGAGGCCAGCGUGUUGAGCAGCGCACACACACCCACACGCACACACACACGCAUUCCCAGAGCAUGCCUAUGAGUCCACCUGCCGACGGCAAACAUGAGGCUCCCGAUAGGCCGCGGCAACAGCACACCCCUACCAACGGUAACCACGGAGACGACAGCAUUCGGGCCUCUCCUGGGACCAAAUCCGCCUCCACCGAACCCAUGGAGGAUCUCCACGGAAACGCCGUCAUUAUCCGCAUUGGAAUCCCCGACCUUCAGCAGACGAAAUGUCUGCGUUUGGACCUGGAGGCUCCAGUGUGGGUUUGUAAGCAGAGAGUCCUGGUCACUUUGACCCAGAGCCUGACAGAUGUGCUGAACUAUGGCCUCUACCUCCCAGCCUUCAACGGCCGAGCCGGCAAGUUCCUAGAUGAAGAGAGAUUGCUCAGAGAGUACCCCCUCCCUACUGUCACACCUGUACCUUACCUAGAGUUCCGCUAUAAGAGACGUGUUUACACUCAGAGCCAUGUGGAUGACAAGCAAUUAGCCAAACUCCAUACUAAGGCCAAUUUGAAGAAGUUUAUGGAGUAUGUUCAGCAGAGGAAUGUGGAGAAAGUCUGCAGGUUCCUGGAGAAAGGGCUAGAUCCCAACUUCCAUGAUACAGAUAGUGGAGAAUCCCCACUAACCCUGGCAGCCCAGUUAGACUCAAGCGCUGAGCUGAUUAAAGUUCUGAGGAGUGGAGGAGCUCACUUGGACUUCAGAACCAGAGAUGGCAUUACUGCACUGCACAAAGCAGUACAGACGCACAAUCACGUAGCUCUAACUACACUGCUGGAUCUUGGUGCGUCUCCAGACUAUAAAGACAGUCGUGGGCUGACUCCUCUGUACCACAGUGCCAUGGUGGGGGGUGAUCCAUACUGCUGUGAGCUGCUGCUGUAUGAUCACGCUCAGCUUGGCUACAGUGACGAGAAUGGCUGGCAGGAGAUACACCAGGCUUGUCGCCAUGGGAACGUGCAGCACCUUGAGCACCUGUUGUUCUAUGGAGCAGAGAUGAGUGCGCAGAAUGCCUCAGGAAACACAGCGCUGCACCUUUGUGCUCUCUACAACCAGGACAGCUGUGCCAGAGUGCUGCUGUUCCGAGGAGCAAAUAAAGAAAUCAAGAACUACAACAACCAGACAGCUUUCCAGGUGGCCAUUAUUGCAGGGAAUUUUGACCUGGCAGAGAUCAUAAAGAUCCAUAAAACCUCAGAUGUAGUGCCUUUCAGGGAGAGUCCCUCAUACUCGUCACGGCGCCGCGGGGUGUGUGUGUCGCCGCGCCGCUCCCUGAUGCGUUCGGCCAGUGACAACGCUCUGGACGAGAGUCUACCUGCGCCCUCACCAGCCCCGUCACUGCACAGCCUGCCCCCACUGGAGCCUGACGACACAUCGCCUGCACAGCGCAGCCCGCAGGGGGUGCACACACACACACGCAGCCUCAGGAGACAGACCCGCGGACACCUCAGCCCUGGCAGUCCAGUGCAGAGGGACCCUAGUCCCCCUGCUGUAUCACGAGGGCCAAAGCGGAGGCUGUACAGUGCUGUGCCUGGCCGUACCUUCAUCGCUGUCAGCUCACACACUCCGCAGGGUGAGGGUGAGAUCACACUCAACCGCGGGGAGAGGGUCAAAGUGCUGAGCAUAGGUGAGGGAGGAUUCUGGGAAGGUUCAGUUAAAGGACGAACUGGUUGGUUUCCUGCUCACUGCGUAGAGGAAGUCCAGUUGAGACAGUAUGACCCACGGCUAGAGACCAGAGAGGAUCGCACCAAGAGGCUUUUCAGGCAUUACACUGUUGGCUCCUAUGACAACUAUACCUCCUACAGUGAUUAUGUGAUAGAGGAGAAAAGUGCCACACUGCAGAAGAGAGACAGUGAAGGAUUUGGCUUUGUUCUACGAGGGGCUAAAGCUGAAACUCCCAUUGAAGAGUUCACGCCGACUCCUGCAUUCCCUGCCCUGCAAUACCUGGAGUCAGUGGACCUGGACGGGGUAGCAUGGAGGGCAGGACUACGAACAGGGGAUUUCCUCAUAGAGGUGAACGGAGUGAGUGUGGUAAAAGUGGGACACAGGCAGGUGGUCUCUCUGAUUCGCCAGGGUGGUAGUCGUCUCCUUAUGAAAGUGGUGUCAGUCACACGCAAACCUGACACUGGAGAUGUUGUCCGCAAGAAAGCUCCUCCACCUCCCAAGAGAGACCCCAGCACAAGCCUCACUUUGCGCUCCAAAAGCAUGACCGCAGAGCUGGAAGAGAUGGAGAAGUUGGAUGAGAUGCUGAGCUCACCAAAGGAGCCUGUAGUGGUGAUGAGGCAACGGCCCACGGAGGUGGACUCCAGAGCAGCCACUGUGAAACAGAGACCGACCAGCAGACGCAUCACACAAGCCGAGAUCAGUAACUUGUUUGAGAGGCAAGGGAUUCCAGUACCUGCAGGAGUGUCUCUAGCUGUGGACAAAAGUCACAUGCAACUGCCCCGAGGGAUGUCCAGAACAAAAUCAUUUGGUGCACCAGAAGAUGAGAGAAUAUCUGCUUUAAUUGGAGAGCAUCGAUUCCCAAGAAGCUCUUCAAUGACCGACAGCUUCCGACAAGACAGUAUCCCGCCCCCUCCACAAACCGCACCUCCUCCCCCUCCGACGCCAUACUUUUUAGAUUCGGGUCCUCCCCCAUCUUUCUUACCACCUCCACCCCCAACACGCACAGCCAAUCAGACCCGCUCGAGCUUCCGGCCUGGGGCAGAACCCAAGCUCCAUGGUCCUGUCACAACAGACCGCCAGCGUAAAGCUCGCUCUAUGAUUAUCCUUCAGGACACUGCCCACCUGCCAGUAGAGCCUGCCCCCAUUCCCCGGCCAGCGACACCUACCUCUGGGGCUGCUCCUCCUGAGCGUGGUCGUAGGCGUGGCCAGCCUGUGGAGAAUCCAUAUGCCAACGUGGGCCGCUUGAGUGCAGUCUAUACCCCUGCAAAGCCUCAACGCAGAAAGAGUCCAUUGGUCAAACAAGGCCAAGUGGAGGAGGGUGCCCAGGCUGCAAGAGAUCCCUCUCCUCUAGGAGGAGCACGAAUCCCCCACAGCAGCCGAGCUGAGCAGUUCCAGCAGCAAGUGCUCUCUGAGAGGGCCAGGAUCACACCCCCAGGGGCACGUCGCAGGCCCAGUGUGUUCCUCUCUGUGGAGGGGGGUGCCACAGAACCUCAGACCACCCCCUUGCUGUCCCAGUCGCACUCGGUGGAUGAGCUAGCAGAGCUGCCACCACCGGCACCCAUGCUGUCCCCUGGACCACCACCAGGGGGCUCCACCUUUAUCCAUCCUCUCACAGGAAGGCCUCUGGACCCCUCCUCUCCCUUAGCACUUGCACUGGCUGCACGAGAACGUGCCCUCAGUGGCCGGACCACCCCCACGCCCACGCCCACUCCUUCGCCAUCACCCACUCAGGGCAGAGCAGUCGAGAGACCAGAGACAGAAGGAGGUGUCACACCCCCAGCUGCUCUUGAGGCCCCAUCUUCCGACACCUGGAGGGAGGAGCCUGUCAGUAUUACCACAGAAACGGCUAGUCAGGUUACAAGUGGCAGCCCGGGAUCUGGGAGAAGUUUGGAGGAGACAUUGGUGCCACCAACCGUGCAGAUCGUCCAGCCAGCGCUUAUGGACACAGAGCACAGCCAACCUGCAGUUCCACCUUCCAUGCCUUCACCCGCCCCAACCCUCUCAAACCUGGCGGGACGGAGCAUGACCAUGAGCUCAGAGGAAGAAGCCGAGCCCUACACAGUUACCUUGCCUCCAGCACUGCUGUCAUCCAGUGACGAAGAAACCAGAGAGGAGCUCCGCAAGAUUGGCAUUGUCCCUCCGCCUCAACCCUUCGCCAAUGGCCUUCUAAUAAAGGAACCACCCAAAGCCACUCUCAGCAUUUCUCCAGGGGCGUCGCGGCCUUCCAUAGCAAAGACAUCUUCUGGCAAAGUGAGUGAUUCCACAGCAGACUCCGGUGUUGAGGACCCCCACAUGGAGACUACGAGUACUGUUUCUACAGUCUCCAGCAUGUCCACUUUGUCCUCGGAGAGCACAGACUCAGCUCAUGCCAGCAAGCCACGUUGUGGGGUGGGGCGUGGCCGCCCCGCCCAUCUCAGGGACCCACUGCUUAAACAGUCGUCAGAUAGCGAGCUGCUUCCACACCCGCCCAGCACAGGCCCUGCCCGCCCACGCUACCUGUUCCAAAGACGCUCCAAACUCUGGGGUGAGGAGCCCAGGGCUCAGGUUGGCAUAGGUGAUGAUAGUAGGCCUGCUGCAAUGGGGGCAGAGUUACUGAGUAAAGACACACAUUCUCUAGGGGAGGAGCCACCAAUGGGAGCACCGCUCGACCCUGGCCGGAGAUCACCCGUGGGCGGCGCCAGAUGUGAGGAGAAUGGAGAAGAGAGUAAAUCGCUCUUCAGCAGCCUUGGGGAGCUCCACACCAUCUCUCAGAGGAACUACGGCACUACUUUCACCAUCCGUCCCGGCAGCCGCUAUCCAGUGACCCGCAGGACGCCCAGUCCUGGAGCCACCCCGGAGCGGAGUGAGCCUCUAGGGCCUGUGCGCACUUUUGGCCCCCACCAUCACCACCACCACCACACCAUCCUCAAGUCGUCCAGCCUGAGCCUGCCGCAGGAGCCCAAGGAGGUGCGCUUUGUCAUGCGGAGUGCCAGUGCCCGUGCCCGCAGCCGCUCACCUUCCCCGUCGCCCUGCGCCUCCCCUUGCCCCUCCCCGGUACUGGGUGCCCCACUUCUGGCCCUGCGGCCCUUCAGACAGCGCCCCCUGGCACUGUGGAGUAAGUAUGAUGUGGGCGAGUGGUUAGAAAGCGUGGGACUAGGGGAGCAUCGAGCCCGCUUCUUGGAGCAUGAGAUUGAAGGCGCCCAUCUGCCCGCCCUCACAAAGGACGACUUGGCGGAACUGGGAGUGACACGGGUGGGCCACAGGAUGAACAUAGAGCGUGCACUCAAACAGCUGUUGGAGAGCUCAGGAGCAUGAUAAAUUCCAUAGAAUACUGUUCAACAAAGUCCUUGCCAAAUUGUAUUUACAGUUUUACCUGCAGGCCACUUCCAAAUGUUCUACUGAGACCUCAGCUUAAAAAUGUCCUUAUCUUCAGACCGCCCCACUUUUUGAUCACUUUACAAAUGUCCCUUACAAUUCUCAACCUCUCCACGACCGAAUAUCCACCCAAGUCACCAAACCUGAUUUAACUUAAUGCUAAGAUAACAUCCAAGCACAUUCCCAAAUCUUAAGGCCUAUUUAAUCUGAAUUUUGUGUGCAGACUGUAGACCUAUUGUGCUGUUUUGUGGUCCAUAGGUACAGUUUGAAAGUUAUCUGUGAUCAAUGGGCCAUGAGCACUAGAGAGUAUUACGAUUUAAAACGGAACAGACAGAAUAGCCAUUUUCAACCAGCAUGACACAUAAAUUCAGUGGAAUUCUAAACAUGUAAGUAUGUGGAACAAAAUACACUUGGACUGGAUGCCAUAAUAUAAAGAAGAGAAUUAAGGAUAUUUGCAUUUCACAGCUAUGUAUUGGGAGCAAAAAAGCCUGUAGACCUUUUAAUGCCAAUGCUUCCCAGUGUCCAGGGUUUACAAUAUAUAAUAUAUACUCACAGUAUUGUUGGUCAGAAAAUAAUGCCAUACUGGUAACUUCAUAUAUUACAUACCACAUCUAGACUAGGCAUGUAAAUGUACAUGUCAGAGCGUGAAAGAGUCAAGAGACAAUCUCCUUUUAAAGGUGCACUAUGUAGGAACAAACUUCUAAGCAAUCCAUUGCUUUUCAGAGACAGCCAUUGUUGUGGAUAGUAUGAGCUAAUAUUUCUGAAUGUGUAUGUUUGAACUGGUUCUGACAUGGUUUAACAUGUAAUUAGAUAGUCCAUGAUAUUUAUAACAAUGCACACACGUUGUAGCGUUGAUUUCCUAAUGAAAUGGUCAGGGGGAGAACUAUGGUAGGAAGUAAAACAGGAGCUAACAAACAUCUGUCACUCUAAGUUCAUUUUUUUGACAAUUUAUGAUGAUGUUUUAGCUUAAGUGUAAUGUAAAAAUCCAACAUAAUGCACCUUUAACCCUGCUACAACCUUUCAUAAUACAAGUGUGGCCUUGAGAUAAUACUGCCGCCAUCUAAAUUUGAUAAAGAAGAAUAUUUUCAGUGAAUACAUUCAAUUUUAUAUGUAUAUGAUAUAUAUGGGCUUAUAUAUUCAAAGAGAAGAAUGUAUGAGUGUUAUCUGAAAUAUGUGUCUUAUGCCCUGUGCGAUUGUGUUCAUUUGGUCAUAUUUUAUCUUUGUUAUAUUAAAUAUUAAGUAAUGACAUAAGCCCAAACAUAGUUACUCUCUUCCCCAUAGUAUUCCUUGUGAUUUCUUAGAGCUCAGAUAUCUGCAGUAAAGAAAACACAUUUCUUAAACAUGGAAAUGUUUAAUUUAAAAAAAAUGUUGAAACACCCUUUGGUUUUGUCAUUUAUGAAUAAAUGUGAGGUGAGAUUGAAUAUUGACUAUUUAUUUAAAUCAGAGAGGCACUUAAAUACUAUGGGGAGUAGGUAGCACUUUCUUUGUUACCUUUUGUCUUCUAUAUGGAAUAACAAGGUAAAUCACUGUCAUGAUUUAAUGAUGAUUUGUAACAUUUGAUUAUUGGAAUGUUAUUUUGUGUAAUUGCUAAAUUUGGAAUUUCGUUUCAAUAUAGGCUUUGGUUGAGAUUGAUUGAGCAAAAAAUGUAUGCUACUUAAGGGCUUACAAAGUAAUAAUCAGAAACCAUGAUAGUUAUUACAUGCCGAUCAAUGCAGAUGUGAACUGACAUUUGGACAGCAACUUUUCAGGAGAAAAGAAGGAUGCUUGUACGCCAUACUGUUUUGGCUUAUCACUGAGCAUCAAGUCUAGAGUCCAUUUUAAGCUACAAGAGCCAUGAAAUACCAGUAACACUUGAAGGGGAAUGUGCAGCUUUCGAUUUAUGUUUGAAAAAAUCAGAUUGAAACUGUGAAAAUCAAGCUAGGUUUUCUUGUAAUGCUGUGUGAAUUGGAGACUAGCCAUUCGAGUAUUAUUUUAACACUAUCUGAUAUUUUUGUGGAUGGCCCUGAACUGGCUGACAUUGCGUUUGAAGCCAUGUAAGCCCAGCCCGGUAACAUACUUUCAGAUUGUCUAGUCCCUUUUUCCAGUAACCAAAGUACUUUGGGCGUUACUCGUUAAGCAGAACUAUUUAAUGCUAAUGCUAAACGCAGGGUACAUUUUGUUUCAGAUAGGCCUAUUCCAAUCAAGGCUACCAUGUAAGUCGAGACCCACACUUGUCUCUCGUCCAGCUGAUAAAUUUGCACAAAGUGGAGGGUGCUACUUUUUAUAAGCCAUCUGCAUAGAACACUGCUGUUCUCUCUCUCACUCUCUCUCUCUCUCUCUCUCUCUCUCUCUCUCUCUCUCUCUCUCUCCCUCUGUCACUCACUCUCUUCAGUACCAGUCAAAGGUUUGGACGAUCUUAAAGAUGAUGUCAUAGAAACCUAUACAUAAUAGUGAUGCCUAUGUAUGAAUUUAUUUCCAAAUUGAUUAAAACAAGCAGAUACUCAACAGCAAGUAGUCACCCCCCAGUGCACCCUAGGUGGCUCCUCAUUAAGCUGCUUGAGAGAAUACCAAAGGUCCAAAGCUAUAACAAGGCAAAGGCGGGCUAUUUUGAAGAAUCUAAACUAUUAGAUUCUGAUGUUUGGUUCAGUCUUUUUGAAACCUGCAAAAUUUGUAUUAUUAUUCACUACUAAAUGUGGAAAUUGGUUAAAAAAAAAAAAAAA
Messenger RNA from Colossoma macropomum (tambaqui), 9488 nucleotides. RefSeq names its product SH3 and multiple ankyrin repeat domains 3b (gene shank3b). NCBI's taxonomy places the organism in Eukaryota, Metazoa, Chordata, Actinopteri, Characiformes, Serrasalmidae. Gene Ontology annotation, molecular function: synaptic receptor adaptor activity; ionotropic glutamate receptor binding. Gene Ontology annotation, cellular component: postsynaptic density; postsynaptic membrane; dendritic spine. The record is from RefSeq and is a predicted model, not a curated record. Bases 1807 to 6729 code for a protein of 1640 amino acids. The transcript has 24 exons.